AUGCUGUAUCGAAUCCCAUGCGUCUGUAUUAGCGCCGACCGGUGCGGCGACGACCGAGCCGCCGCGUGCCGCGACUGUGACAGUGAUCGAGCCGCAAGUGCUUCUCCUGUCGCUCUCCGUGCUCCAGUCACGCGUGUCGCAUCUGCAGGUCCUCCUGGGGAUGCUCGCUCAGCGCUGAAGGUUGACGAGGCGCCUUACGAGCAGGCGGCUGUAGCAGUGGGGACCAUGAUCCGACAGCUGGCUGUAGCGGCCGUCUCGCUGCUGCCGCCCAACCAGCAAGCUGCUGUACUUCAGGCUGAGCCUCUGCUACAGCCGGCGGGGGCUCUCGAGUCAUCCAAUCCACCUGCCGCCGCUAACGGAACUCCGUCAAUCGCCGAUGGGGGAAUUCAAAAUCCGCUUUCCGCUAUACUUGCUCCGACCGCCACCCACUCUGCUGCUGCUCCGGAAGCAGCGGCGUUGAUUUCUCCGGAGUUAAAAUCCAGCUCAACAGCUGCCGAGCCUGGGGAGCCUCGGCAAGAGCCUGUCGGAGAGGCACGGGCGGAGGUGGCGCCAGAUGCAACACCGAUGCGCGACCUGACACUUGACGCGCAGAGUUGGAUCGCGGUCGGGAGGAAAAGAGGUCGCAACGACGAGUGCGAAACAGAACCUGCUGCAGAAGCCGCCUGGUCUGCCGAACCCCUCCAAAAAAGCAACUUGUGCGGUGAGCUGCGGUCUCCAGGCCUUGGAGUUGCCGUUGUGGCAGAGCCUGAUCCGCAUAGCGGCAUGGAAAUUGCGGGAAACAUGGAAGCUGGGGGCUAUGAGGAGAAAUUGGUGGAGGAUGUGACUGGUCCGACUGGAGCAAAUUCAUGCGGACUUCCUACUGCCGGUGUAGUGUCGGAGAUGUUCAGCUGCCCGGCUGCAGGCUGCCCGUUCAACAAGCAGCACCCGGGGUUCCGCGCAUUCAAGUCGAAGGCGUCGCUGCGGAACCACUACCGUCGGACGCACGCUGGUGAGGCGUUGCUGUGCUCGCGGUGCGGCAGCAAGUCGUUCUGCCUGCCGGCCGACCGGGAGGCUCAUGAGAGGCGGUGCGGGCCACGGCGGUGGCAGUGCUCCUGCGGCAACUCGUUUAGCCGAAAGGACAAGCUCGCCAAUCACUUGAAGGUCUUUCCAAGCCACCACGAGCUUGCCACCCAGAGCACGCUGCUCCCAGAUCCAUCUUAUGAACUCUCAGCACAUGGGCUGCCAAACCACCCACCACCCCUUCAUCAUGGGUUUGAUUCCCAAGGACCCUCUCCGAGUGACCCACCGGAGAGUUCAACUCAGCAGCAAGCCUUCCGGGCGUCGGCAGUAGACGGCAGGCUGUUGCUGGGUGGUGGGACGAUGAGAGUACAGCCAUCCCAUCAUGGCUCCAAAAAGCCCCGUCUCAGUGGCUUUCCGGGGAGUUCAGCUCAACGGCCGCAGGCCUCCCGGGCCUCAAAGGUAGAAGGCAGGCUGCUGCGGACUGGUGCAAUGAUGAGAAUGAAGCCACCACCCCAUUCCCAGGAGCGGCGGCCCUGUCCCAGUCAUCCUCCGGGACCUUCAGCCCAGCAGCAGGCCUCCCGGGCCUCACAGGUAGACAGCAGGCUCCUGCCGGGUGGUGUGACAAUGAGAAUGCAGCCGCCACCCUGUUCCCAGGGGCCCUGUCGUCCCGGCGACCCUCCGGGGAGUUCUGCUCAACGGCAGGCAUACCGGGCCUCACAGUCGAACGGCAGGCUGCUGCUGGGUGGUGACACGAUGGCAAAGCAUCCAUCAACCCAUCGUCAUUCCCAAGGAAACUCAGGGCACGGUGACCCUCCGAAGAGUUCUGCUCAACGGCAGGCCUUCCGGGCCUCACAGGUAGAAGCCAGGCUGCUACGGGGUGGUGCGACGAUCUUUGAGACGUAUCAAAAGUCAGUAGUAGAAAAGAGGGUGGCGCCGGGUGGUGCGACGAUCAUGCCGAUGCCGCCGCAGCUCCAGCCAUCGCCAAUAGUUGCACGGCCUCCCCGGCCACGUGCCGCCGCUAGUCGCCUGGUUAACUGUUGGGGCUUGCAUGAUUAUGACGGUCGUCCAGUUGCUGAUGCAGAUGCCUGUCGUUCCGGAGUAGACCGACAAGUAAUUGCUGGUUGCCUACCGGGCGUUAUGGGAAGAACAGCGGCACUACCAUCUACCAUGGGCCAAUCGUUUGACAUCGUCAGGCUCAUUGAGGAUUUGAUUCGAUCUCGGGCAGUUCCGGGUUCCGAACCACCCUCUCCCGAGCCUGCACCUGCAGCAGCAAGGGCUUCAGUCCGUGCUACAGCUGAGACAGCUACAGCAGCAUCCCAUGCGAGAGUGGUGCUGGGAGGGCAGCAUGGGCCAGGAGAGUGGCUGCAUCGCCUUACAAGGGCCCAACAGCAGCAGGAGGAGAGGGUGGAGAAGGAGAAGGAGCAGCAACAACAGAUAAAGGAGGAGGGGGAGGAGGAGGUGGAGGAGGAGGAGGAGGAGGAGGAGGAGGAGGAGGAGGAGGAGGAGGAGGAGGAGGAGGAGGAGGAGGAGGGGGAGGAGGAGGGGGAGGAGGAGGAAGAGGAGGAAGAAGAAAAUAGAGAAGCAGAACAGGCACACCAGCUGCAAGGGAAGAAGCAGCAGCAGGAGCAGGAGCAGGAGCAGGAGCAUGUAAAAGAAUUGGAAGGCACGAAACGUUUUCAGCAGCAGCAACAGAAGCAUAACGAGGAGGAGAAGCAGCAGGGGCAGAAGGUGCAGCAGGGGCAGAAGGAACAGCAGGGAAAAGAACAGGGGAAGAAGACUCAUGAGAAGCAGGCUCCAGAAAAACAGGCUCGAGAGAAGCAGGCUCAGGAGAAGCAGGCUCAGGAGAAGCAGGUUCAGGAGAAGCAGGCACGGGAGGCGCAGUGGAAGCAGCAGUGCGACACAGUGGCAGUGGCGAUAGUUGGCAUGAUCAAGAGCCUCGCAGUGGCCGCUGCCAGCGUGCUGCCUCCCCACCAGCAGCACAGCGCUCUCCUUCCCCUACUCCCUCUACUGCCAAACCUGCAGCUCCUCCCCCACGACCUUCAGCUGCCCAUAGCCAGGCUGCCAGCACAACAAGCAGCACUUUCGCUUCCGCCCGCUCAGGUCCCUUGCCUCGCUGCACACCCACCACCGCCGUGUGCACAGCACCAAGCCCUUCACCUGUUCCCGCUGCCAGGUGAACCUUUUUCUCUUAUCUCCACUGCCCUGUCCUGUCCUAAUCUCUCCUCCUCUCUCCGCCGUUCGCUCAAUUCCCUUGCCUUGCUGUACACCCAUCACCUACCCAUGCACAGCGCCAACCCUUUCACGUGCUCCCGAUACCAGAUCAAGUCCUUCCCCCUCCACGAGAAGCAGUGCAGUGUGAAGCGGUGGAACUGCUCCUGCUGCUCACUCAAACUCUUAUUCCCUCCAUUUCCCCCUCUCCCUUACCCUCAGGUCAAGUCCUUUGGCCUUCAGGUAGACCUGUGGGACAACAAGAAGCAGUGCGGUCAAGUCCUUUGGCCUUCAGGUAGACCUGUCAAGUCCUUUGGCCUUCAGUCCGACAUGCGAACACACGAGAAGCGGUGCGAUGUGAAGCGGUGGCACUGCUCCUGCGGGAACUCCUUCAGCAGAAAGGACAAACUAUUCAACCAUCUCAACACGUUCACAGACCACUCACCUCUCUUCAACCUCCAACCAGUUGCCGUUCCCGUUCAGCCAAAGCAGAAGGUGCAGCAGAGGAGACAGACGCUGCAGGCCUAG
Closterium sp. NIES-65 is the source of this 3735-nucleotide messenger RNA. NCBI's taxonomy places the organism in Eukaryota, Viridiplantae, Streptophyta, Zygnematophyceae, Desmidiales, Closteriaceae. The record is from the annotation of a GenBank genome assembly.